UAUAAUCUUGUCGUGCGCCAUCCAAACUGCAAUGUGAGUUAUGGACACGAAAUUUUUUUUUUUUAAAAAAAAUGGUGAGACAGGGACGUGGCAAAUGGCAACAGUGUGGAAUGCGCCCAUGGUUUUGUUGUGAACUGGAAUCUGGAAUGUUGUUACUGAAUGCGUGAAUUUACUAAUUUCAGUAGGCGUUGACGACCCACACCUUUUACACCUCUGACAAUAUCAUGGAACGGCAUCUAACGGUGGUUAAACCUAGCCGGAGCGACGAAGUUUUAGACGAAGAUGAGCAGCUGCGAAUCGCCAACCAGGUCAAAGCCUUGUUCGAUGCUCAAGCACCUAAAAGACUCGCCAAACCUAAUCGCAGCGAACCUGAUUCAGUCAUCCCCAAUUCCCCUUUAGAAGAUUUCCCUAUUCCAGAACUUGACAAUCUCCGAUCUCUUCAAUCACAGGGUGGUAGCUUUUUUCCGGAAACUAAUUGCUCGGAGCAAGACGAGUUCGUGGAAACUCAGUAUUACAAUGAGUUGGUUUCCAUUGACAAACAGCAUCACACGACUGGAAGUGGGUUCAUAAAGGUGGUCAAUCAAACGAAUGGAAACAUUUACGAUCUUCAAUUGAAUGGUGGUUAUGAGAAUGGUAGAGCCAAAGAGUUCAAAACUAAUCCAGCGACAAACGACUGGAUUCCGAGUAAUGAUGAUUAUCAGGUUUUUGAUACAUCGAGUUCAUUGACUCUCCAUGUGUUUAAUUAUACGAAAUAAAUUUGUGUUAAGUUUUCAUAUGUAUUGAUCAGGUUGGAUUCACCUCCUCAAAACCCAGCCGGAGCGAAAGUGAUUAGAUCGAAAGUGAAGAAAGCAAUCAGAUGGUGAAGGUGGUUUGUUCUGUUCUCUUGAAUUCGUUUGUUUAUCUUGACUGAUUGAGAGAGAAAAAUGAGGGAUGCUAGGAUUUCAAGGCAGUAAGUAGUUGAGUGUUAUCGUACUUUUAGUUGUAUAAUUUAGGUAUUGGCUAGUUUCUUUUUCUCCAAUGUGUAUUAAACGCCCAGAUUUGCUUUUCUUACCAGAGCUACUGUUUCUGUCCUAUUUUCUUUGAUUUACUUGCAUCAA
Molecule: messenger RNA, 1097 nt
Organism: Solanum pennellii
Lineage: Eukaryota; Viridiplantae; Streptophyta; Magnoliopsida; Solanales; Solanaceae
Exons: 3
Coding region: 225-755 (176 amino acids)
Source: RefSeq, a predicted model, not a curated record